ACACACCACAGAGGGCCUUGAGGGCACUGAUCCCAUCUGUACAUCCUUCCUCUCCUCGGGGCUAAAAGAGCAAGGAGGAAGCACCAGCCUCCCUGACCUGGGCAACCUUCCUGGAAAGAUGCAGCCUCUCCUGCUCCUGCUGGCCUUUUUACUGUCCUCUGGGGCAGAGGCAGGGGAGAUCAUCGGGGGACAUGAGGCCUGGCCCCACUCUCGACCCUACAUGGCAUUGGUUCAAUUUCUGUUUGAAGAGAUACUGCACAGUUGUGGUGGUGUCCUCGUGCGACACGACAUCGUUCUGACGGCAGCUCACUGCUGGGGAAGAUUAAUGAAUGUCACCCUUGGGGCCCACAACAUCCGGAAGCAGGAGAAGACCCAGCAAGUCAUCACUGUGAGACAAGCCAUACGCCACCCAGACUAUAAUCCUAAGAACUUCUCCAAUGACAUCAUGUUACUAAAGCUGGAGAGAAGGGCCAAGCUGUCUGCAGCUGUGUGGCCCCUCAGCCUGCCCAGGGGCAAGACCCAGGUGAGGCCCGGAGAGGUGUGCAGUGUGGCCGGCUGGGGGCAACUUGCCCCGAAGGGCAGGUUCCCAGACACACUGCAGGAGGUGGAACUGACUGUGCAGCAGGAUGAGGUGUGCGAAUCCUACUUCCGCAAUUAUUACAACAGUACCACUCAGCUGUGUGUAGGGGACCCGAAGGUUAAGAAGUCUUCCUUUCAGGGCGACUCUGGGGGCCCUCUCAUCUGUGAGAACGGUCUCCAGGGCAUUGUCUCCUAUGGACUGGAUAAUGGGAGUCCUCCACGGGCCUUCACCAAAGUCUCCAGUUUCCUGCCCUGGAUAAAGAAAACCAUGAAAAGCCUCUAACUGUGGGAACCAGCCCACCAGCUCUGGAGCUGAUCCAGAAACACCCCAGCCACUAAAUAAAUGUCUCUUAGC
Equus quagga is the source of this 934-nucleotide messenger RNA. RefSeq names its product granzyme B-like. The transcript is spliced from 5 exons. Gene Ontology annotation, molecular function: serine-type endopeptidase activity. NCBI's taxonomy places the organism in Eukaryota, Metazoa, Chordata, Mammalia, Perissodactyla, Equidae. The record is from RefSeq and is a predicted model, not a curated record. The coding region runs from base 119 to 862 and encodes 247 amino acids. Gene Ontology annotation, cellular component: cytoplasm; intracellular membrane-bounded organelle. Gene Ontology annotation, biological process: proteolysis.